This is a messenger RNA of Pelobates cultripes (western spadefoot toad), 8248 nucleotides long. Lineage: Eukaryota; Metazoa; Chordata; Amphibia; Anura; Pelobatidae. The record is from the annotation of a GenBank genome assembly.
CUGUAUAUGGAAUAAUUCCCAAAGUACUACAUUGUACAGGGCUUUCUAAGCAGUUUUGGUUAGCCUGUCUCCUGUGACCUUUGACCUGUAAGGCCCCUGCUCCUUUCCAUUGGCGGCCCCGUCCCUCCCUCUUUCUCUCGGUUCCGGAUUACAGGAGCGUGCACAUCGUUUCGUGUCUGUUACAGACUUAAAAGUGAGUGAAAUGCGGUUAUUACCGGCUUUCUGCCCAUAACGAGAGGCCGAGCCCCCCGAGAACACACAGAGCCGGUGUCAGGACCCCAAAUAGCCGGGUUUAGCCUUUAUUAUGGCUUGUAGUGAGCUUGGGGCUGCCUGAGAGUUGGGGCUGGGUGAUCACACCAUGCAGAGUGGGGAGUUCUAUUCAGAAUCCUCCACACUAAGGCUAUAAUAGGCAAGAUUCUGCCAGAUUGGCCUUCUAGGCUAACAUUGUCAUUUAUCUUUCUGUUCUCAACUAUGUUUUCCCUUUUAAUAGGAUUUAAUCCCCAGCCAAGCGGAAAUUAUAUACAGACCCCAUUUUAUGAAGUUUAAAGGGGACUUUUCAUGCAGUUCAUAACAAAUGCUCUUUUAAAUCACCUUUAAAUUCUAUUUAUACAUUGUGCAAAAGUGUUUUGGCGUGUAUUCUUUCUUUUGCGUUGCUAAUAUGGUGCGCUGUAAAAAUAUACUAAAAACCAUAAAAUACAUUUGGAGCAUCUCUGUUAUCAUACCAUCUCCCAAGGCCAGACGCUGCCAUGAUGUGGUUAGCUAGGAGGCGCCUACUCGCUAACACCAUGGACUGCAGCAAAUUAAAAUCUGUCGUGCAGGGCACGGGCACUCACUGUGUCCAGGAUUUUGUUAUCCCUGUAGCACUCUAAGUACUCUCACACUGUAUACCUACAUUACAGGGGCUGGCCAUGGGUAGGGAUUUAUUCCUAGUAACUGGCUGUAUCCCAGAUUACAUAAAACAAUGUCAGUGCCCAGUGCAGCCCACAGUGGGAGACAGUAAGACCAUCUCUAGCUUGUCCUCUAUUGUAAACUGCUAGUCUCAUAAUGCUGAGCCGCACAUCUGUGCCUCAGACUUGCUGUGACGCUCAGCCAGACAUGUUGGGCCCAUAGAUAAGGCAGUCCUUCCAUGAAACAUGUAUAGUGCCACAAUGUUGGCCUCCAUGGAAUAUAUGUACAGCUCAUCCCUCUUCCUGGUGGGGAUUUUCUGGACGCCUGUUUAUUUUUGCACUCCUAACGUGAAGUCAGUAUUUUUAAAGUUCUGAUGCUUAUCUAGUUAAUCCUUUAGGGAGGGAGGGGGACGAGUUAUGGUAAAAGUGUAUUUUAAUAAUGACUGUUAAUAAUAAAAUACGCUAUAUGCUUUGAGUAAAAUUGAAAAAUAAUAAAAUACGCUAUAGUACACUUUUACCCAGAUCUGUUGGUACAGGGCUUGACAAAUUUGUUUAAUAUCUAGGAGCCAGCUAAAAAAAGUUAGAAGCCAGUCAAUUUCAACGAGAAAAUGCAGUUCUUAAAGGGACACUAUAGUCAGCAGAACCACUACAGCUUGAUGUAGUUGUUCUGGUGUCUAUAGCAUGUCCCUGCAGUAGUUUCAGUGUAAACACUGCCUUUUCUUUGAAAAGGCAGAGUUUACAUUGCUGCUUAGGAACACCUGUAGUGACUCACUCAGAUGGCCACUAGAGUGUCCUUGGGUCACUGCUGCACCAUGUGCAGCACCCAGGUUCAGUGUCUCCAAGCUCUGCAUGGAGGCACUGAAUGUUCCUCAUAGAGAUUCUUUAAUUUAAUGCAUUUCUAUGAGGAGAUGUGGAUUGGUACAUUUGCUGCGCAUGCACAAAAUCCUAUUGGCUUAGCUGAGAAAAUCAAGAUUAAUCUCAGCCAUGGCGAAACUGGCACGGCGUGGGAAAAUGGGGGGGGAAGGUGAGUACAAACAAAUUCCUCAUGUGAUCGGAGGACAGGCUCACAUACACACUCACGCUGACAACAGGCUUGCAUGCACACACACUUUGACAGGCUCUCACACAAAGGCUGACCACAGGUUUGCACGCACACACUGACAGUAUUUUGCAGGCUUUGCACAUGUGUGGCAAAAUGCUGCCUUACUUGAAUCGGCAUUUAUUCAUAGAAAUGCAUUGAAUCAGUAUACCUCUAUGGGGAGCAUUCAGUGUCUCCUGUCAGGGUAUUUAUAUCGGCAGACAUUUUGUGCUAUGAUAGAAACUAAAAGUGUAUAUUCUGAGUCACUCUGAACAGACCAGACUCCAUUUUGUUAUUCCAAGUUAACAAAAAAAGACACAAGAUUUCUUUCUGUAAGACUAGCCACUUUGCCAGAGCUAAGGAAUGCAUAGUAUAAACAAGUGAUAAGAAGAAUAUAAUCAAUUCUAAACCCAGACAAUUGUGACAGAGAAGAUUAAAUAAUAAAAUUUAACUGUCUAUAAUAUAUAUAUAUAUAUAUAUAUAUAUAUGUAUAUGUACCAUUGUAUGGAAAAGGGUAAACUUAGUUCAUGAUCUGCCAUAUCAGAAAUUAUGGCAGGAAUUGCAGACGCUAGGUCUGGACAAAAUUUAAGAAACCCUUUGAAAUUUUAAGUUAUGGCACUAUAAGGAUAACGCAAAAUAGCCACCAGGAAAAGUUAACUCUUUCCUGGAUGGGUAUGUUUAGUGGGACAAGACUGCCCUCUAUAGACUAAAUACCUAAAUUGCGUUCUGGAAGAUAACCACACCUCUAGUGCUUCUAUUGGGUUAUCAACUGAUGACGUACAGAGAGUCUGGCCCUUUAAAAGUUAAGACAAAGGGAACAUAGAGGAGACGAGAUAUGCAGGGUAUGCAAGAGAUGCAAAGGAGAAAGGAAAAGAGGAGAGAGGAAUUGGAAGUUUGGGGACUCCAACCUCCAUGCAGAGAGACAUCCAAAUAAGUUCCUGAGACUACCAAUCGGAUGAAAUAUCUACUCAACUGGUAAUUAUACUGGUUUCAUUUAAUUAAUUAAAUUAAUUAAAAUGUAUUAAUAGCAUUAUAUAUGACUGGAUAAAGCACGGUCAGAUUUCCAUAUUAAGAAAUCUUAGUUAACUAAGAAUAUAUAGUUAUAAACAUUCCAUUCUGCAGGUGGAAUUAAGAAUAAUUAUAUAUUGAUGUGAUAUUAUCACGUGUUAGCAUACCGCUGUUUUUAUCCAGGUGUAUUGAUUUGCUCUAAAUUAAGAUAAGAUAUCUUUUAGACAAAUUAAAAUCUGCUUAUAUAAUAUGGUAGAUUCUCUUAUUGGAUGGUUCCAGGAAAUGACUAAUGAACUGGUUUAAAUGUUAUUUUAUUUAAAAAUUACAUAAGAAUAGAUCUUAACUACCUAGGAGAUCUAGCCAGCAUUGAAAGGGUUAUUCUAACUGUCAGCUAAACUUUACGACCUUACGCUGCACUCUGAAGAAUUCUGUUCUCUGAGUGAAACUUUUUCAGUCUGUGAGGAUACCUCAUAAAUCUCAGAAUUCUUGACAGGAAAUGCUGUUCAGAGUUAAUAGCCAUUGAAACGUAAUACCCAUUCCUUUGUAUUGCAUAUCAUUUUAUACUGGAUAUUCAUUGAUUAUUGUCACGCAUGUUACAUAUUAUUAUUAUUAUUAUUAAUUAGUCAUUAUAAAUAAAAAUCUAUUUUUAUACAUUGUGAUAUUAAUUAUAUGAAAUACUUUCACUUACGAUAAACGUUCUUUGGGAUCUGAGAAUUGAAUUAGUGGGCAAUUCUCACUGUUACUAUUAUUAUCCCAUAAAUAUCCCCACACUCCAUGCUCUGGCUCCACACUGUGCAGUACUGGACUAGGAAGCACCUGUAGUGGCCGUCUGAGCGACUACCAUUAGAGGUGUUCUUAGGCAGCAAUGUAAAUACUGCCUUUUCUCUUAGUGGUUCUGGUGACUAUAGUGUCCCUUUUAAAUAUAAGCAAGGUGAUCUUGUUGUGAAUUUGUUCACAUAAAUAUUAAUUUAAGAUACCCUAUCAAGAAGUAUAACCAGCUUCUGUAAAGUUUAAUUAAAGGACCACUAUAGUGCCAGGAAAACAUACUCGUUUUCCUGACACUAUAGUGCCCUGAGGUGCCCCCACCCUCAGGGUCCCACUCCCGCCGGGCUCUGGGGGGUGGAAGGGGUUAAACUUACAUCUUUCUCCAGCGCCAGGCGGGGAGCUCUCCUCUUCCCUCUUCUUCUGUCACCAGCUGAAUGCGCAUACGCGGCAAGAGACGCGCGCGCAUUCAGCCAGUCCAUAGGAAAGCAUUCACAAUGCUUACCUAUGGACACUGGCGUCUUCUCACUGUGAAAAUCACAGUGAGAAGCGCGGAAGCCCUCUAGCGGCUGUCAUUGAGACAGCCACUAGAGGCUGGAUUAACCCAUUUACAAACAUAGCAGUUUCUCUGAAAACUGCUGUUUAUAAAAAAUAAAAAAAAAGUUAAACCUAGCUGCACCUGGCACCCAGACCACUUCAUUCAGCUGAAGUGGUCUGGGUGCCUAUAGUGGUCCUUUAAUCAUUCUACUGUUCUGUUUGUACAGGUGAAAAAAAAUCUUUUCAUGGUGUUGUUAGUAACUGUUGCAGCAUUAUUGAAUCAGGCAACACACAAUAACAUCAUGUUUCAGCUUUCUGUACACAAAGCAUUCUGUAAUUUCCAUCGUGCUUGGAUUCUGUCUUACUAAACAUAAUGUGGAUUAGGUCUGUUCAUAAACUAUUUAAAGUGACAGCCUAAGUAGCAAAAUCACUUUAUCUAAAAGAAGUUAUGUUGGGCAUAGAUGCUGUCAGUGCAGUUGGAAACAGUGCUAUUUCAUCACAUAGAUUGGCUGUGUUCAUGACCACUAUGUGAAAUAUAGUACAGUCAUGGCAAUAAUAGUUAGAAUAGAAUCUACUUGAGACAACACUGUAUGAAAGGCAUUUUUAUUGCAAAAUAACAUUAACUUAACUGUUUUUUGUUUUAUUUAUUGUAGAAUGCGUUACGUGGCCGCUUACCUCCUUGCUGUCCUUGGUGGCAACAACAGCCCCUCAGCCAAAGAUCUGAAAAAGAUCUUGUCCAGUGUUGGAAUUGAGGCCGAUGAUGAACGUGUCAAUAAGGUAAGCUGCCAAAAUGACAACCUCUUUCAAGGUCAUUCUAACUUUUAUUAAUCAACCAACUUCAAUCAUUGUUGCUUUAUAAGCAUUACAGCUUUUACAGUAUGUGAAUAGGAAUGUUAUUCCUUACUGAAAAUGUGAUCAAGUAAAGCAACAACACAUAGGUUGUGAUCCUUAACACUAUAUUGAUUUUGGUGCCAGGUGUGCUCUGAUGCACCCCAUUGUAACUAGUCAAACCGUUUUAAAACAGUUUGACUUCUUAUAUGUUUGCUUGGCACUGCUCUCAACCUCCACCACAUCCAACAGAGAGCUGAUGGCUCCUGCUUAGUAUUUUCUUCUGGCUUUCCUGAGCUAAACCCUGAACCGUUAGGUUCUAAACAAGUUUAACUGCUUACAUAGGGGCAAUCGUAACUUUAUAAAUUACCUUAGUCAACGAGACAUCCGAGAGGUGUCCUACCUCCCUUGCUUUGAGCUAUAGUUCAAAGCAGAAGUGAAUGUUUUACAUAGUCAUUGUAUUCGCUUAUGGCGGCAUAUGUCCCUGUCACUUCUGGGAAAAGCAAUGAGUACUCGAUUGGACAUAGAUCAUUAGUAUUGAUGAUCUGCAUAGAGUUUAGUUCAUUAGCUUUUUAAUUAAUACACUGUAGUCGUGUUUCCAUAAUAUCCAUUUAGCAAAUGUAUGCAUUUUUCUUCUAGGACACUAGAUGGCAGGUUAAACUAAUGUGCUUUUUUUUCCGUCCUGUGAAAGAUAAUCAUGUCAAUUCUAACCAAUUUUAAAACGGGGAUAAGGCAUUAUAUAGCAAUGAAAAAAUGAUUCUCUCUCUCUUGUAGAUUAUCAGCGAACUUGGUGGAAAGGACAUUGAAGAUGUCGUAAAUUCCGGUAAUACUUUUAUAAACUUUGUUUGGGGGGGUUAUUUUUUGUGUUUAUUAAGCAAUUGUGUACUUCUCUAUUAUUGGGGGUUAGGUACAGUAGUUUUGCACGUUUAAUUUUAAGAAUAUUCAAAAGGCAUACAUAACAUUUGUUUCUCUCCUCUAAACUUGUUUGUCAAAAGAAAAAAAUCCUAGAAUAAAAAUGUUGUGUUCUUUAUAGAUGCUAAUUAUUGUUUGCAGAGUACCUUUAGUGAAAAAGCAUGAUGGCUGCUUUAGUUACCCGCAUCCACUUUACUGCUACUUGUAAAGAAAGAUAUAUGUUUCACAUGCAGUUAGCACAUACAUGUUAUAUAAAAAUCUAACUUGCAACCACCAAUCUUUUUAAAGAAGCUAAACAUAAAACAGAUUUGUGUGGAUUUCCCAAUUUGUUAGAAACCUGUAUGCUGGUUUGAAGCUCCAGAACGUGCUUUCCCUUUGUUGUUCUUACUGACAGUCUAAAACCUGUUUUGAAUUUUACUCUUCAGAAUUCCUCUCCAUAAACUCCCGUGUUCUUCAGAUACUUCAUUUCUGAUUUGUAUUAAUCGACUGUUAAAUUGAUAUCCGAACAAUUUGACAAAAAAAACACCAAAUAUAUUUCCAGUUGGCUAGUGGAUCUUGGCAAAAGCAUUUCCCUGUUCGUUUAUAUUCUAAUCGCUAGUCAUGAAUGAUAAAUGUGCAUAUCUUUCUACCCACUGUAAUUUAUAAAUGAUAUAUGCAGAAGAAAAUACACCUAACGUGUCUAUUUUUAUAUUAUUCACCAAAUGAAGUGCACUUGUAUGACUGGCAGCAAUCACUGCUGACUUCAGUAGUCCUUUAGUGUACUGCCUAUGCUUUGAUUUGGAUUUAUUUAGUAAUUCUGCAUUGGCCGCCUGUAGCAACUGGCAGAAAAUAAGACUGAUGUUUCCUAUCAGAUCAUAUUCAUUGUGGCAAAUGCAAAAACCUAUGAAACUCUUUCUAAUUUAAUAUAACUUUUUAUGGUGAUCUUCCACUGCUGACACUAGGUAUUCGUUCUAAUUAUUAUACAUAUAUACACCAGUAAUUAUAAUAAUUGUGAAAUUAUUGGUUUGCUAUAAUUUAAUGGAAUUGUAUCAUCAGGUCUCUGUAAAUUGUCAUCUGUUCCAUCUGGGGGUGCUGUGGCUGCAGCUCCUGCAUCUGCUCCAGCUGCCGGAGGCUCUGCUGCUCCAGCAGGUAAGUUAUUUUUCUUUAUUCAUAACACUGUGCUUUACAGUCUUCUAAACCCCAAAUUUUAGUAAAUUGAAAAUAGGCAUGCAAAGUUUUGACAAAGUUGCUUUAAAGAAAAUACAAGCUUGAUUGUAGACACACCCUUGCUGUUUUGGGCUAAAUUGUUCAGGUUUCAUUUCACUCUAAUCCAAUAUUUGAACAAUGUGCAUUUAUUCCAAGAUAGUGUGUGUGUGUUUUCUCCAAGGAAUAGUUUACAUUAAUUACCCAAUACAAGAUGCAGCUUUUUAACAUUUCAUUCAUUUGCAAAAGUUUUAACUGAAAAGCAAAAUCAAAACGUUUUUCUAAAGCCAGAUUGAGAUAACAUGUUUAUAACAAUAUACAACAGGCAGCCAGUCUGAGCACAUGGCUGACAGACCCAAAAUUGGAUUGCGGGGGCAUUAUAGACUUUCCAGAACUACCUUGGAGUACCGACUCUGAAAUCCCUAAGGUUUCAAGUACAAGUUGUCUAUACCUGCGAAGCGCUGAAUAGGUGUGGCAUUUAGGCAUAUCUCCCCGUGGCCACCACUACAUAAAAGGGCAUGACAUUUUGGAGUUUUUUUGCAAAGAACCCACACAUGACAGUACAUGAGAAUACCUCACCCACUUUUUUUCAAGGUAUUACUGGCAAAUAACAUUAAAUUGCUGCCUACCCAUAGUGCUUCUUGGUUCACUUGUGCCAUCUAUCAUCUUUAUUAAAUCUUAAACUAUUUAUGCCUUUUUCAUUUUCCAUUUUGAGGAACAACUCAACAUUUAAAAUAUUUGAUUAUUAGUUAUGAUAGUUUAAAUGUUUGCCAAUAAAGGCCAUCAAUAUAUAUUUUUUUCUUUAAAAAUUAUUUGCACUUUUUAAUAAACAAUUGAUUUUUGGUCUUUGCAGAAAAGAAAGAAGAAGUAAAGGAGGAAUCUGAAGAGUCUGAUGAAGACAUGGGAUUUGGACUCUUUGAUUAAAUACCUCUUUUCUUAAGAUAAUAAAACAAAUCUAAUUCAAAUAAACUGGUUUCGUGUUUUUUCAAAGAUAGAAAGAAAUCACUGGUAAAUCGUUGUGGAUUGUACCGUGAAUUACAAGAACAAUGAAUUA